Molecule: messenger RNA, 795 nt
Organism: Drechmeria coniospora
Lineage: Eukaryota; Fungi; Ascomycota; Sordariomycetes; Hypocreales; Ophiocordycipitaceae
Product: vacuolar H+-ATPase assembly protein
Exons: 2
Coding region: 1-795 (264 amino acids)
Biological process (GO): vacuolar proton-transporting V-type ATPase complex assembly
Cellular component (GO): endomembrane system
Source: RefSeq, a predicted model, not a curated record
AUGACGCCGUCCAUCGUCGACGGCUUAGCUGCAUUGCAGUCGUCGGAAGAGCACCCGACGGAGAAGCAGCUGGCCGACUGCACUGGCGAAGCACAGACGAAAAUGCCUUUGCUAAAGGAUGCCGCCGUCGGCAAUCCAAUCUCCCACGGGCAGAUUAUAGAUCUUUGGCAGAAACUCCAGUCAUCACACAGCCCGUGCAGUCUGGAAAAGUUGCUUCAAGGAUCGCGGGUCUACAUCCCACCACCAGCACCCAAACCUGCACCGUCUGCGGAAUACAAAAACCUCAUGGCCCGCCUGCACCGAGAAGAAGCGGCUCGAGAGUACGAACGCAUGGUCAACCCCCCGCCGCGCCUGCAGACGUUCAACGAACUCUUUCCCCACGGCGCGCAGUCUUACGCCGAGGCGAACCGGCCGAUGAAGGAAGACAUUGGCGACGACGACGUCACAUACAGCGAAGUGCACCGCCAGGUGAUGCUCAUUAUUAAUUUCCUCGUCAGCAUCGUCGGCGUCGCCGCCACGCUGUGGGUGACGGCCCGUUGGUGGAGCACGCCGGCGCGUCUGCUCCUGACGCUGGGCGGUAGCAUCCUGGUGGCCGUCGCCGAGGUGUUUGUGUACCAAGCCUACUUGUGGAGGAUGGGGCAGUCCAAGACGAAACAAAAGACGACCAAGGAGAUCAAAGAGGUGGUCCAGACGUGGGUCGUUGCCAAGGAGGAAGACCCGAUACUGCUGCAGGAUCACGACGAGGUGGAUGGGACGACGAGGAAAAGGAUACGGAAGCCCAAGGCAGAAACAUAG